AUUGAUCGCAGCCUCCACUGAAAACAAAAAACCAUUAUCUCUGACUGGGAAAUUAAAGAUGGAAGUUUUGGGAGGAAUGUUGAGUGAUGUGUUUGUGAAGGAAUCAUCAACAAUAUUAUUGACAAUGGUGAUAGGAGUGGUGGGAGGUUUAUUGUGGUAUUUUUAUGAGCCAUAUUGGAGCGUGAGAAAGAUCCCAGGGCCGCCGCUGAUGCCCAUAUUUGGACACAUUCCUUUGAUGGCUAAGCAUGGCCCUGAUCUCUUCUGUCUUCUUGCCAACCGCUAUGGCCCUAUUUUCAGGUUUCAUAUGGGCAGGCAACCGCUAGUGAUAGUGGCAUCUCCGGAACUUUGCAGGGAAGUUGGCAUAACCAAAUUCAAAUGUUUUUCCAAUAGAAGCAUCCCUUCUCCCUUAGCAGCUUCGCCUGUUCAUCUCAAAGGCUUAUUCAUGACAAAGGAACCAAGAUGGUCGAAGAUGCGAAACACAGUCCUCUCCUUCUUCCAGCCAUCCUACAUCGCCGGACUGAUCCCCACAAUGCAAGCCACCAUCGAAUCCGCCACCGCCGAUCUCCACUCCAAAUCAUUCACAUUUUCCGAAUUAUCCCUCCGAAUAGGCACGGACGUGAUCGGAAAAACGUCGUUCGGAAUGGACUUCCGCCUCUCCAAACCAAGUUCCCCGACCACCAACAACAACGACAACAACAACAACAAUAACAACAGCAACAGCAACAACGACAAGGCCGAGGAAUUCAUCAACGAACACAUCUACUCCACAACGCAGCUAAAAAUGGACCUAACCGGCUCCGCCUCCAUCAUCCUCGGCCUCCUCCUCCCCUUCCUCCAAACCCCGUGCCGCGAGAUUCUCAAGCGAAUCCCCGGCACGAUGGACCGGAAGCUCGAGCGCACGAACAAGAGCCUCACCGCCCGCCUCGACGCGAUCGUCGCCGCCAGGAACGGCGACGAGGGCCGCGGCGGCGCCAAGGACUUCCUCUCCCUCGUGCUCAACGCGGCGGAGUCGGAGAGGGCCGUGCGGAACGUGUUCACGCCGGACUACAUCAGCGCCGUGACGUACGAGCAGCUGCUGGCCGGGUCGACGACGAGCUCCUUCACGCUGUCCACGGUGGUUUAUCUCGUCGCGAAGCACCCGCGCGUCGAGAGGAAGCUCGUGGAGGAGAUCGACGCGUUCGGGCCCCGCGAUCGGGUGCCGACCGGCGAGGAUCUGCAGAGCCGGUUCCCGUAUCUUGAUCAGGUGAUUAAGGAAGCUAUGAGGUUUUAUAUCGUGUCGCCUUUGGUUGCGAGAGAAGCGCUAGAGGAUGUUAGAGUUGGAGGUUAUGAUAUUCCAAAGGGUACAUGGGUGUGGUUGGCGAUUGGAGUUGUGGCUAAAGAUCCUACAAACUUCCCAGAACCAGACGAGUUUAGACCAGAGAGAUUUGAUCCGAAGGGGGAAGAGGAGAAGGCAAGGCAUCCUUACUCCUUCAUCCCCUUCGGAAUAGGGCCUCGCGCUUGCAUCGGCCAGAAAUUCGCCUUGCAAGAAAUCAAACUCGCCGUCAUUCACCUUUAUAGGCAUUACGUGCUCCGCCACUCCCCGGAGAUGGAGAAUCCCUUGGAAUUUCAGUAUGGCAUAGUCGUCAACUUCAAACAUGGUGUUAAAGUGCACGCCACCAAACGCCCAUGAAACUUGCAUAAAUACAUACUCCCUCCAUCUCAUAAAAGUGCACAUGAUUGUUGGUGACGCAGAUUUUAAUAAAUAUAUUAGGUGAGUGCGUUAUUAGUGGAAGAAAUGAUCCACUUUUAUUAGUUGAAGAAGGGAUUUGGAAAAAAAAAGUGCACACUCUUGUGAGGCAUACCAAAAUGACGGGUGCACACUCUUAUGGAACGGAGAUGGGUAUAAUGUAAUUAGAAUUGUGAUACCUAUUGCACUAUCUAUAAAGUAAAUGCGUUAAACUCUACACUCGACAAA
Molecule: messenger RNA, 1954 nt
Organism: Salvia miltiorrhiza (redroot sage)
Lineage: Eukaryota; Viridiplantae; Streptophyta; Magnoliopsida; Lamiales; Lamiaceae
Product: cytochrome P450 711A1-like
Exons: 4
Coding region: 59-1669 (536 amino acids)
Molecular function (GO): oxidoreductase activity, acting on paired donors, with incorporation or reduction of molecular oxygen; heme binding; iron ion binding
Source: RefSeq, a predicted model, not a curated record